AUGAAUAUUCGAAACACGGAUGCAAUCCAGGAAAAUGAGCUCAAGCAAGCCGAGGACGAAGAGUUAAGCCUUGAGAAGUCUUGCACCGCGCAAUUCCAGGCCCUUGAUGCGACAACUUUGGGCAGAUUGGCAUCCAUUCGACAAAUUGUUGGGAAUGAAUGUUUCCAGAAAGCACUUUGUCGAUGGGUCCUGGAAACGAAAAAGAGUAUGAAUAUUCGAAAUACGGAUGCAAUCCAGGAAAAUGAGCUCAAGCAAGCUGAGGACGAAGAGAUAAGCCUCGAGAAGUGCGCCGUCGCGCAAUUCCAAGCCCUUGAUGCGACAACUUUGGGCAGAUUGGCAUCCAUUCGACAGAUUGUUGGGAAUGAGUGCUUUCAAAAGGCGCUCUGUCGAUGGGUCCUGGUUAGUUCCGGAAUUAUUUUUCUUUUAUUUUUUCUUUUCAAAUUAUUUUUCUUAUUUUUUCUAAUUAUUUUUCUUUUUCGGAAUUAUUUUAACACAAAGGCUAUUUGUGUGCAAACAAGAAAAAAUCCACUUCAGCGCUUCAAAAAUUCCGUUCAGGUCAGAUCUUGCCCCUCCUCUACCUCCUUUUGUUUAUCUCAGAAAAGCUCCUUUUUUUUUAAAUUUUUAGGUUUUUUCGUCUCAAAAUUGUUUAAAAUGGUUUUCAUUUUUUUUUUAUCAAAUUGA
Gongylonema pulchrum is the source of this 681-nucleotide messenger RNA. NCBI's taxonomy places the organism in Eukaryota, Metazoa, Nematoda, Chromadorea, Rhabditida, Gongylonematidae. The record is from the annotation of a GenBank genome assembly.